Pezoporus flaviventris is the source of this 1602-nucleotide messenger RNA. RefSeq names its product transmembrane protein 88B (gene TMEM278). Gene Ontology annotation, molecular function: PDZ domain binding. Gene Ontology annotation, cellular component: plasma membrane. The transcript has 2 exons. The record is from RefSeq and is a predicted model, not a curated record. The coding region runs from base 190 to 729 and encodes 179 amino acids. NCBI's taxonomy places the organism in Eukaryota, Metazoa, Chordata, Aves, Psittaciformes, Psittacidae.
GUGCUGGGAAAGCAGGUGCCCAAAAGAGGCCUUUCCCUCCCUGCUCCAUUAUGAUCUCUGGUUAAGUAUUCUUGUCCCUGUGUGGAAGAGGUAGGAAAAGCCUCUGCAAAUUCCUUCCCAGGUCUGUGGCCAGAAGCAAAGAAACCCUUUUGGAUAAGAGUGUGGGUUCAUCAGUGAUCCUCUUGAAGAAUGUCUGGCCAGGACACUGAGGACUUUGGAGCAGGAAACCUCUCGGAGAAGUCUCGGAUGCUUCCAAGCCUCCCACCAUAUGACAUGGAUGACCAGCUCCUUCCCAGGGAGAGACGGAGCACCUGGUGCUGCUUGGCCUGGACCCUGCUGAUUGCUACCAUGAACCUCUUGGUCUUUCUCAUGAAUCUGCUCCUGAUGUUUGUGAUUUUCACCAUCGUGCUGCUCCCUACCAUUGUGGUGGUUUACUUUGGCUUCCAAUGCCACUCUCAAGUGCUGCAUUCAGCUGCUCACUACUGCAAAAGCUUCUUGGAUGACAACAGCUCUUCUGCCCUCAUCAUCCUUGGCUUUGUCAUCAUGUCCCCUCUCAUUGUGGUGGCCAUGGCUAUCUACUGCAGCCUGGCAAGGCGCCUCCGUCUCUUCCUGUGCUUCCAGCCAUACAGCCGGGCUGUGUACAAGGGGGUGAAGUGGUGCUGGUACGAGGAGGGAGGCCUGUGCAGCUGUGCCAGGGGCUGGAACACUCAAGUCAAGGCCUGGGUAUGAGUUUGCAGCACCAGAGUUUCUGCCAUAGCCAGCACACUCUUCUCCCUGCCCUGGCCGUCCCCACCAUCACCUCCCACAACCACCACCCUGAGGUCUCUGCAAAUGAGGGCUGUGUAGAUGUGAGAGGAAGGGAGAUCUUCCCAUGAGGCAUCUCCUACAGCUUUGGAAGUGGGUACUUACAGACAAUGGGUACUUACAAGCUGCCCAGCAUGAGGGAAACAUGGAAAACACAAGUCCUUGGUGGUAAAAACAAUGUUGAGCCCUGAAAAGAGCAGGGCCUGCUCCCAGUGCACGUUGCCUUCAGAGCACACCACUGGUUCCAGUCCUGACAGCAUGUUCUGCCUCACAUGGGAUGUAGGGUACACGUGCAUAGUUUUCAACAGUGGUGGGAGCAGCUGCGAGCCUUGGAGAGGUCUCUUUGGGAAAGGCAGCCUUUGGGGAAGCAGCCAGCCAAGAGGAAGCAGCUGUGGUUUUCCCAAGUAGUGGGCUGCUGAUGUUUCUAACCUCUGGCAAAGGUGUCUGUAGGUCAUUGCCUCUGUGAUUGUUGGGACCCACCACUUCCCUCCACAUCAGAUACUCUUCCCAUGCUUAGCAAUCCCUCUUUUCCACAGUCUAGAGCCGUGUUUGUGCUCCUUCCCCUGUUCCUGAGUCAGGUCACUGGGUUUGCUGUGGAAACAAAUGCUGAUCUUUGGGUCUCUUCCCUGCCAGCUGCUGAAGCUUGUCUGGUGAUGGCUGAUGGCUGUUCACCAGCAAACAGCUCCAUGUCCUUUAGGCUGUGGUCAGGUUGUUUUGUCUGGGGCUAAAUCUGGCUGAAGGUUUAAGUCAGUUGUAGGAUUCCUGGCAGGAGGAGCUGAAGACUCAUGGUGGCUGCUG